This is a messenger RNA of Babesia bigemina, 1044 nucleotides long. RefSeq names its product membrane protein, putative. The transcript has 8 exons. The record is from RefSeq and is a predicted model, not a curated record. Bases 1 to 1044 code for a protein of 347 amino acids. Lineage: Eukaryota; Apicomplexa; Aconoidasida; Piroplasmida; Babesiidae.
AUGCGCUGCACAAUCGUGCUUGCGCUAGUUGUAUCAUCGCAAAUCGCAAUUGCCGCCCCGGGCAAUAAAAAACAGCAGCAGGAUGACAUCACCGUCACUGGGCUGGUGGUCAUCAAGGACCGGACGUACCGAGCGACGUGCAACUGUCCAGCCCACGUAAAGUCACUGGAGAACAUGAUCUACAUCAGCAGGGGUCUCUGCUAUCCUUCCAAGGUAAAGGUUAGAACACAUGGGGUUCACGACCCGGACGAAUACAAGUUGUUGGUCGACGGUAUGCACCUGAUACCGCAUGAGGACUUCACAAGCGUUCACCAACACCCUCUGUCGGCAAUGGACGGUAGAGUCAAAGGGAAGGCCUUCUAUGCCCCAGGUGGCGAUCUCGGCAUUUUCAUUUUGGCGAUGCUGAACAUGUAUGAAAACGAUGGAAUUCCAACCCAGCAAACGGUCACCAACAUGUUGCGGGAGUACGUCCGCCAAAUACCAAAAGGCCGCGACUUCAGGCAUGCUGUCGACGAAAAGUCAGUUGAAGCGAUUCGAAACGCUCUGAAAUGGGAACUUAUCGAGCUGACCAACAUCGACCCGCCACAUCAAAAGGCCGUAAAAGACACAAUCGCAGCGGGAGCAUACGGCAACCCGUUUUUGAAUUAUUUGGUUCGCAAGUUCCGCAACAAUCCGAGCAAAAAAACCAUUGUAACGGAAUGCAUUAACGCCUUUUUCGAAAUCGUGUGGGACAAGAGUGACAGCAUGUGGGAGCGAAUGGUUAUACAACUCCUCGAGGGGGAACACAAGCCACGAGCGCUUAUGGAAUUGUCCGUCUCCAAGGGCUGCGAACUCGCCCGCAUGGCGCCUCUAGUUACGGCUAAGGUUGAAGACAUGCAGCUGCUGAUAUACACGGAAUUCGCCGCCAAUUAUCGCAAACGGGAAGUGGCAACGUUCAUCUACAACCAGCAGGACUCGCGCAAACGAACAUUGCCGCUGGACGAGGUUCUGCAGCAUCUGGACAAGCUCACCCACACCGUGACGGAAGAGUACGGUAGGUACUAA